This is a messenger RNA of Stylophora pistillata, 2573 nucleotides long. RefSeq lists its product as uncharacterized. Gene Ontology annotation, biological process: cytoplasmic stress granule assembly. Gene Ontology annotation, cellular component: cytoplasmic stress granule. Gene Ontology annotation, molecular function: mRNA binding. The record is from RefSeq and is a predicted model, not a curated record. Lineage: Eukaryota; Metazoa; Cnidaria; Anthozoa; Scleractinia; Pocilloporidae.
CGGGAGCAAACUAGUUCUAUUACGCAGGAUUGUUUGAAAGGGAAGGAAAUAGAUGCAGUCGCUUCCUUAUGACUGCCUAGAAAGCUUUCCAUGGUAAAUGUUGCAAUCAAUGAAUUAGGUUUCCACUUGAAUCACUGAAAUCGUCGACGCUAUAGGCGUUUUAUCCGCGAAAAUGUGGUUGUGAAACUCAUGGAAUAUAAAGUGCGAAGUUUCCUCGAGUAUGAGUGUUCAGAAACAUCGAGGCAAAGCUCGUGGAGGCAGUGGCAGGGGUCAAAAAAAUUUCAGACCAGGUUCUAGUGCAAGUCCUCCUCCUCAGACAUUUGACUUUGCCAAAUUUGAGGAUGGCAACGGUACAGAUAUCUUCUCAAACAAGUACAUGGUUUACUCUGUUACCAGCAAUUUGGGUGAGACAGCCCGUGUUCAGGUUGUCAAUGGUGAUAUCUAUGAAGGAAUCCUCAAAGCUGUUUCCUCCAAGUUUGAAUGUUCCCUAGGGGAAGUUCAUCUUGUACAACAAAAGAAAAGCAACGGACUUGUCAUUGAGGAUGAACAAACUUUACCCAGCCGUGAUGGUCUAAUCAGCAAUCUCCUGAUUGCACUGAAAGAUAUUGUGAGUGUCAAAAUAACCAAAACAGAGGAACCAGAGAUUGCAACCUCAGUUGAUUCUUUCACAGAUGCAGGCAUCACAAAUGCUGAUCAGAAGGAAACCAAUGGUCAGAUGAAUGAGCGUGAGCUGGAGAGAUGGGUUCCAGAUGAUCCUGACAUUGGAGGGGGCUUAGAAGAUAAUGUCAAAGUGAAUGGCUGGUCACCAGAUGAGAUGUUCAAAACCAAUCAGGAAAAGUUUGGUGUUACAUCGACAUACAGUGAAGACCUGUUACAGUACACAACACCACUUCCAAAGGACAGCACUCGUGAGAUGGAACUCAAAGCAGAACAAACAGCCCGUGAAAUUGAGCAGUCCCAUGGGCACCUGCACCGCCAAGAAGUUGAUAGUGGUAAAACGGAAGAGGAACUGCAUGCAGCUGUCGUCAGACCUCAAACCACAAGCACAGCUCCAAGAACACCUCAGGUGUCUUCUGAACAGUCUUCUGUAGAAGGAAAGCCACAAAGAGAAGCUGCUCCUGAAACAACUCCAUCAUCUGAUGAGCAAAAAGCGACUGACACCAACACACCAGCAGUGCAGGCAAAUGCCAAACCCACAAGUGCUGUUACUGUUAACACAGGGAACACUGUAACACAAUCCUCUGGUGGUCAAAGCUUAAAGGAAUCUUCCACCGAAGGACAAACAGCUUCUACAGACACUCAAUCCUCUGGUUCCAAGGCAAAACAAUCUGAAGUUAUGAAAGAUUUAAAAGAAUUUCAUUCCAACUUCAAUCUGAAAGAAAACUCUUCCAAGAAGGAAAAAGAAGGGCAACAAACAGUUUCCCAAGAGGCAGAUCAGGCUGAGGCUGCUGUGACUAAGACUACAACGUCAUCUGGUAAUGAAUCUGGAGCACCAUCCACCCCAGAUGUGCCCAAAUCAGACGAGAAAAAGGAUGGGGAGGAGAGCAUUCUGUUUAAGUCAAAGCUGAAUCCAAAUGCAAAAGAAUUUAAAUUCACUCCAAAGGCUCAAAAGCAAACUCCACCUCCACCACAAUACAUUCCAGCAGUGGUUCCUUAUUCACCAACCUCUAUGAGACCACCAGUGCCAGGAGGUCCUUUUCCUCUGCACCCUCCGCCGAUGAUGAUGGUACCUUCACCACCAUACUACAGAGGCAAACAGCCAUUUAAUAAACCUGUACGAAAUCAUUCAUACGGAGGUGGCCGUGACCAAGUGGAAUCACCACCUUCCUUCAUAUCGGCAGCUGCUGCAACUGGCAGCCCAAUUAUCACACCAGGUGGGGGAUUUCCUCAGCAAAUGUACAGUCCAAUUACGCCACAUCAGCCCGUUGCUUAUAUCCAGUCACAUGCAGGAAUGGUGCCACAGCCAGUGUUACAACAGCAGUAUGUUGUACCUCCAGGACAUGCUCCACCACGAUUUAUUGCUCCCGUGUCAUCCCCAGCAGGGGCAGGUACUGUUCCAAUGUCACAGACAUACCAGGAUGGAACACCUGUGCCAGUUUAUGUUGCUGGUGCACCCAUGCAAAGUGCUGGUACCCCCCAAGGCCAACCACAGCCCAGCCCUUCACAGCAGGGUCAGUUUAUCUUCACCUCUGUCCCCCCGAUGCCUGGACAGCCACAGGCUGGAGCUCCCCCUCAGGGACAAGUUACACCUGGCCCUGCCCCAUAUGGCCAACCAGUUGUUUACAUUCCUCCAGUGGCACCUAAUGCUGUACCUACUUCUACUCCGUCGUCAGUAUCCUACAUACCUGGCUCUUUCCAUGGUGACAGGAUACAAUGAAAAAAAUAAAAGAAGAAAGAAAAUUGAAGCUCCGUUUGACUGUAGAGUCUUGCAGUCUGCCUUUUCUCUUUCUCUGUGUUAUUGAAGGGAAGUCCCCACAGCAGCAAGGAGGGAUUAAAAGGCAACCUUCUCUGUUGUAUUUAAAACAAAUUUGUUGCAAAAGCAAAUAAAGUAUUUGUUGGUUUAAAUUUUGAAA